This is a messenger RNA of Miscanthus lutarioriparius, 945 nucleotides long. The record is from the annotation of a GenBank genome assembly. Lineage: Eukaryota; Viridiplantae; Streptophyta; Magnoliopsida; Poales; Poaceae.
AUGGCGCGACCGGCCGAUUUAACGGCGCUGGCGGGGACGGUGGCGAACGGGCGCGCCAGCCGAGCACCCGCAGUGGCCGCUACCACGAUCGCCACCCCCCGACGCGGCUUCCUCCCACCGGUUCGCGUGCACUCCUGGGCUCGACGAAACAUCGAAACCCUAGGUAGUAGUUUGUUAAUCUGUGACCUAAUGCCUGUGUAUGUUCACUGUAAAGCUAGGAUAAGAAGUAUAACUAUCUUUGGAACUGCAAAGACUAUCUCGACUCGGUCCACAAGCAUUGAGAAAGGUUAUAGAAGAUGCAGAACUGUAUCCUAUAAGAGGCCUUUUUCAUUCAAAGAUUUCUUCCUAGAGAUUGAUAAUUACUUUCUUGGAAUACAUGGUGAUGAGCUUGGUGGGUUCUCAAGAAGAGUUAGCUUUCUUUAUUAUAACAGUAAUGCUUUUGCGUUUCUCAUCACAGGAUUUCAGGUUUGCCAUUCAUUGGGUGGAGGUACUGGCUCUGGGAUGGGCACCCUGCUCAUCUCAAAAAUCAGGGAAGAGUACCCAGAUAGGAUGAUGCUCACAUUCUCAGUUUUUCCGUCACCUAAGGUGUCUGAUACUGUGGUCGAACCUUACAAUGCUACACUCUCAGUUCAUCAACUUGUUGAGAAUGCUGAUGAGUGUAUGGUCCUUGACAAUGAAGCUCUUUAUGACAUCUGCUUCCGCACUCUGAAGCUUGCUAAACCCACUUUUGGUGACCUGAACCAUCUCAUCUCUGCAACCAUGAGUGGUGUUACCUGCUGCUUGCGGUUCCCAGGCCAGCUGAACUCUGACCUCCGGAAGCUUGCAGUCAACUUGAUACCCUUCCCUCGCCUCCAUUUCUUCAUGGUUGGCUUUGCACCACUGACAUCGAGGGGAUCCCAGCAGUACCGUGCCCUCACCGUCCCCGAGCUGACCCAGCAGAUGUGA